Peromyscus leucopus (white-footed mouse) is the source of this 2704-nucleotide messenger RNA. It is a transcript of the gene Ncaph, whose product is annotated as non-SMC condensin I complex subunit H. Gene Ontology annotation, cellular component: condensin complex. Gene Ontology annotation, biological process: mitotic chromosome condensation. Gene Ontology annotation, molecular function: chromatin binding. NCBI's taxonomy places the organism in Eukaryota, Metazoa, Chordata, Mammalia, Rodentia, Cricetidae. The record is from RefSeq and is a predicted model, not a curated record.
CCCGCGCGACGUCACGCGGCGGUUACCGCGCUUCCACGUUUGGCGCUCGCGAUUUAAAACUAACUCGGGAGCCGCGGCGAGCUAAGAUGAGGACUCCGCGCCCAGAAACAAUGACUAACUCUUCUCCGAAGACCCGUGGACACCAGCACGGUGUUUUGUCACCUUCGGAACGGGUGCUGUCGGUGCCCCGCACUGGGAAGGCCCCUCUCAGUACCCCUAACACUCCAGUCCUUGAAGACUUUCCUCAGAAUGAUGAUGAAAAGGAGCGGUUGCAGCGGAGACGCUCCAGGGUCUUUGACCUGCAGUUCAGCACAGACUCCACUCACCUGCUGGCCUCCCCUAACAGGAAUAUUGAUGCUUCAACUACAAUAUCCAAGUUUACAAACACACAGAUUACAGAACAUUACUCUACCUGUAUCAAGCUUUCUACUGAAAAUAAAAUCACCACUAAGAACGCUUUUGGUUUACAUUUGAUUGAUUUCAUGUCGGAGAUUCUUAAGCAGAAGGACACAGAACCAACCAACUUUAAAGUGGCUGCUGGCACCUUGGAUGCCAGCACCAAGAUCUAUGCCGUUCGUGUGGAUGCUGUCCAUGCUGAUGUUUACAGAGUCCUUGGGGUGGGCAAGGACGCACCGUCUCAGGAGGAAGAGGAGAGCCACGGUGCAGACGGAAGUGCUGUUGAACCAGGAACAACUAAAAAGGCUGCAAAGCCAAAGAAGAAGCCGUCCUGCAAAACCAUCGAGCAGAACCUAAGCAGCAUCAAUGUCUCCGAAGCAGAUCGGAAGUGUGAGGUGGAUCCUAUGUUUCAGAAGACUGCGGCCUCCUUUGAUGAGUGCAGUACAGCUGGUGUGUUUCUCUCCACCCUUCGCUGCCAGGACUAUAGAAGCGAGCUGCUUUUCCCUUCCGACAUGCAGACGCUCUCCUCAGGAGACCCUCUCGAAUUGCCAGAUUUAGGUUGGGUAGACAUGACAGAUUUAGAAGCGCCCCUGCAGCAGUGUGUGGAGGACCGCCAGCUCUGCCCUUCCCUGGCCGAGUUCCAGUUUACUAAAUGGGACAGCGAGACACAUAACGAGUCUGUGUCGGCGCUGGUGGACAAGUUUAAGAAGAACGACCAGGUAUUUGACAUCAACGCUGAGGUUGAAGACAGUGACGAGGGGGGCGUCCCUGAUGGGCCCGUGGUAGAAGACUUCGAUGACAACGAUGAGCCAGACCCUUCUGCAGCUGGGGACCAUGAGGAGUUGGGGAGCUGGAAGGAGGUCUGCCAGGCCCAAAGCAGCCGGGAAGAAAUUAUUUCCCUCGGGGACAGCAACGUCCAAACCAUGUGCUCCCUUUUAUCCAUGAAACCUGGAGAGUACUCCUAUUUCAGUCCCCGGACCAUGAAGAUGUGGGCUGGCCCAGAUCACUGGCGCUUUCGGCCUAGACCCAAGCAAGACACCGCCUCCUACGUGGAGAACAGAAAGAAGAGUGCAAAGAAAGACUUCGAAAUCAAUUUUGAUGAAGAUAUUGAUUUUGAUGCAUAUUUUCAGAAAACAAAGGCUGCUACCACUCUGACCAAGUCCACUCUGGAGAACCAGAAUUGCAAAGCCACCACUCUCCCCACAGAUUUCCACUACGAAGCUGACACUCUGGUCCAGCUUCACCUCAAACCAGGCAUAAGGUUACUCAAGAUGGGCCAGGACCAGAAGGCAAAGACUGAGCACUAUGAGGAAAUCGAAGACUAUGAUUACAACAACCCUAACGAUACCUCCAACUUCUGCCCUGGACUUGAGGCUGCUGACAGUGAUUAUGAAGAGUCAGAUGAUUUAUUUUCGGAACCAGUCAGGACCUUUGACCUCGAAUCUGAUCCUGGCUGUACACAGAAGACAACCCAGGAGAAUGGCCACAUUUCUUCUGAAAGCCAAGGAACAGAUAUCACAACUUACGGAGAAUCGAACUUGGUGGCUGAGCCUCAGAAGGUGAAUAAAAUAGAAAUCCAUUACGCCAAGACGGCCAAGAAGAUGGACAUGAAGAAGCUGAAGCAGAGCAUGUGGGGCCUGCUGACAGAGUUCUCCAGAAAGGAGGCUGACACAGAGGCAAACCACAGUGUCAAUGGCAAAGAAGGGGCCCCUGAGGAGGUGGCUGAUGAGAAGAUGCUCAGUGGACUCACAAAGGACCUGCAGAAGAGGCUGCCCCCACUCAUGGCUCAGAAUCUCUCCAUACCCCUGGCUUUUGCUUGUCUCCUGCAUUUAGCCAAUGAAAAGAAUCUGAAGCUAGAAGGCACAGAGGAUCUUUCUGAUGUUCUUGUGGUGCAAGGAGACUGAGUCCACUUGGAGACGCUGCAGCGGAGGCCCAUUGCGUCCUGGAGGCGGUGGAGACGCUGGGGUUGCAGUGUGGCUGCAGCCAGCUGCCACAGUGCUCUGCCUCUCCCCCUCUUGCCACCUCAGCUUGAAUGCCACGCUCUGAAGCUCCACGCUGAUGGAAGUUUCCACAUGGGGAGCCCUCCACCUAGGAGAGGGGAGCUUAUUGGUCUGGAGUAUAAUGAUAGUCGUCUUUAUAUCCAUGUGCUUCUGGUCACUAGAAUCUACUUUCCACUCUGUACUGUUGUGGGGAAUAGCAGCUUCUCACUGUCUUUGAAGAGUUCUCUGGUCCAUGUACAUAAGAUUUAUCACUUGUAAACUUAAUUGUAUAUAAUAUUCAAAAAUAAAACCAUAUUGGUACAGUGUGA